AUGGCCUCGGCAACAGGAAUUCCGCAAGAUCACCCAGAAACAAUUAUAUCGCGAGAUGAUGAGCCUCUAUUGGGCGAUCCAGGCGAUGUUACACAAAAGCCCAACGAGAUUAUUUAUCGGAAUCUCUUCACAGGAACAGCAAGUGUUGCACAAGCGGGGAUUUGGAUUCUAGCUGCGCUGGUCUGGCAGGGCAUCUUAUCUCUGCCCCUCUCGUUUUUCACCCCGCAUCCACUACUCGGCGUCUCUGCCCUUCUGCUUCAAGUUCAAGCAGCUCUUAUCUUGCAACCAACUGCCACCCCUCAACAGAAGCGUACUGGUACUCGCAUCCACUACUCCUUACAGCUGCUUAGUGUGAUUCUUUUUGUAUCUGCCUUUGUGAUUAUCGAGAUCAACAAGGGUUCUCAUCCGCACUUUGUUUCUCCUCACGGCAUUCUAGGGCUGGUUACUUACAUCACUAUCGUGCUGCAAGCUGUGGUCGGUGUCAUCCAGUACUUUUUGCCGGUCACCGUCCUCGGUAGUGUGGACGCUGGGAAGCGCAUUUACAAGUAUCAUCGCUGGAGUGGCUAUGUUUUGCUACUGCUGGAGAUGGCGACUGUAUUGGCGGCGACGCAGACCGACUACAACUUGAAGGCGAUUCAUAUCCCUCUAUGGGGUGUAAUUGUUUCUGUUGUUUUGAUUCUUGCUGGAGUGGGUGCAAGGAUUAAGAAGCAUAAAUUGGGGCUGUGA
This is a messenger RNA of Penicillium vulpinum, 726 nucleotides long. RefSeq names its product cytochrome b561 domain-containing protein. Lineage: Eukaryota; Fungi; Ascomycota; Eurotiomycetes; Eurotiales; Aspergillaceae. The transcript has 4 exons. The coding region runs from base 1 to 726 and encodes 241 amino acids. Gene Ontology annotation, molecular function: transmembrane monodehydroascorbate reductase activity. The record is from RefSeq and is a predicted model, not a curated record.